AUGAAAUCGACAGCGGCUACGCCAGCCGCCGAGCUAACCACCCUCCAGGCGUCGGGGCUAAUGGUGCGCUCCGGUCCCAAAACGUACACCGCCAGCAUUCAAGCUGACAACAGACAAACAGCUGGCAUACUCGGUCAUAUACGUGCUACCUCUCUACCUAUCAGAGGCGACACGGCCCUCCCCAACGCGGUCCAGGGACGACCCGGCCGCAAUCCGUGCCCGUCCUGCUCCGUUGUCACCCUCAUCACGAUAUGCUGCCUGUCCCAACAGCACCCCGCCCUCUUUUUGAUGGGCUACUGGCCCAUCCGCCUGAUUGAAUCGGCCAAGGCUCUACUUCUCACAGCCGUCCUCUUCGCCGGUCCUCUCUACGAGAACCUCUUCAUCGACGGUGACUGGCGCCAUCUAGGCUCUGGCUUACGACAUCUCUGGCAGAGUUGGCCAACGUGGCGAAAUAUUGUCGCCGGGCCUGUCACCGAAGAAUGUCUGUUUCGCUCUGCCGUGGUCCCGCUUCUGGUAUUGGCCAAGGCCAACACUCUCAGCAUCAUCUUCCUAUCACCCCUUGUGUUCGGUGUUGCUCAUAUGCAUCACUUUUACGAAUUUCGCCUCACCAACCCCGGAGUUCCCAUCUACGCGGCAGUAGCGCGUACAAUCAUCCAGCUAACAUAUACAUCCGUAUUUGGAGCCUAUGUCACAUUCCUGUUCCUGCAAACAGGGUCACUCCUUGCCGUAGUGCUCGUACACGCCUUCUGCAACUGCCUUGGUCUUCCGCGGGUCUGGGGCUAUAUGUACCCGUAUUGGCUACCUAUCAAUGCAACCAAGGGCACGCUCCUGAAGUGGACAAUUCCAUAUUAUAUUUUCCUGGUAGGCGGGCUACUGUAUUGGCGGCAAAACCUUCACUCGCUUACCGAAUCCCCCCUGGGUCUCCUCAAGUAA
This is a messenger RNA of Cordyceps militaris CM01, 933 nucleotides long. RefSeq names its product CaaX prenyl proteinase Rce1. Lineage: Eukaryota; Fungi; Ascomycota; Sordariomycetes; Hypocreales; Cordycipitaceae. Gene Ontology annotation, cellular component: endoplasmic reticulum membrane. The transcript is spliced from 3 exons. Gene Ontology annotation, molecular function: metalloendopeptidase activity. The record is from RefSeq and is a predicted model, not a curated record. Gene Ontology annotation, biological process: CAAX-box protein processing. The coding region runs from base 1 to 933 and encodes 310 amino acids.